AUGGCAGCCCAGAAUGGAAACACUAGUUUGGCACCCAACUUUCAUCCAACCCAAGAUCAUGCAUCCUCACUCCCUCUCAACUUCAGUUACGGCGAUUAUGAUCUCCCUCUGGAUGAAGAUGAGGACGUGACCAAGACCCGGACCUUCUUUGCAGCCAAGAUUGUCAUCGGUGUGGCCCUGGCAGGCAUCAUGCUCAUCUGUGGCAUUGGCAACUUUGUCUUUAUCGCUGCCCUGGCCCGCUAUAAGAAGCUGCGCAAUCUCACCAACCUGCUCAUUGCUAACCUGGCCAUCUCUGACUUCCUGGUGGCCAUUGUCUGCUGCCCCUUCGAGAUGGACUAUUAUGUGGUGCGCCAGCUCUCCUGGGAGCACGGCCAUGUGCUCUGUGCCUCUGUCAACUACCUGCGCACAGUCUCCCUCUACGUCUCCACCAAUGCCCUGCUGGCCAUCGCUAUUGACAGAUACCUGGCCAUUGUUCACCCCUUGAAACCACGGAUGAAUUAUCAAACAGCCUCGUUCCUGAUCGCUCUGGUCUGGGUAGUAUCUAUCCUCAUCGCCAUCCCAUCUGCCUAUUUCACCACAGAAACCGUCCUUGUUAUUGUCAAGAGCCAAGAGAAGAUCUUCUGUGGCCAGAUCUGGCCAGUGGACCAACAGCUCUACUACAAGUCCUACUUCCUCUUCAUCUUUGCCCUGGAGUUCGUGGGCCCAGUGGUCACCAUGACCCUGUGCUAUGCCAGGAUCUCCCAGGAGCUGUGGUUCAAGGCGGUCCCGGGCUUCCAGACUGAGCAGAUCCGCAAGCGGCUGCGCUGCCGCCGGAAGACGGUGCUGGUGCUCAUGUGCAUCCUCACGGCCUACGUGCUGUGCUGGGCGCCUUUCUAUGGCUUCACCAUCGUGCGCGACUUCUUCCCCACUGUGUUCGUGAAGGAGAAGCACUACCUCACCGCCUUCUACGUGGUCGAGUGCAUCGCCAUGAGCAACAGCAUGAUCAACACUGUGUGCUUCGUGACCGUCAAGAACAACACCAUGAAGUACUUCAAGAAGAUGCUGCUGCUGCACUGGCAGCCCUCCCAGCACGGGAGCAAGUCCAGCGCUGAUCUGGAACUCAAAACCAGUGUGGUGCCUGCCACCGAGGAGGUGGACUGUAUCAGGCUGAAGUGACCCGCAAGUG
Messenger RNA from Perognathus longimembris pacificus (Pacific pocket mouse), 1165 nucleotides. RefSeq names its product prokineticin receptor 2 (gene Prokr2). Gene Ontology annotation, molecular function: neuropeptide Y receptor activity. Gene Ontology annotation, biological process: neuropeptide signaling pathway. The record is from RefSeq and is a predicted model, not a curated record. Lineage: Eukaryota; Metazoa; Chordata; Mammalia; Rodentia; Heteromyidae. The transcript has 2 exons. Bases 1 to 1155 code for a protein of 384 amino acids. Gene Ontology annotation, cellular component: membrane.